This is a messenger RNA of Aethina tumida (small hive beetle), 643 nucleotides long. RefSeq lists its product as uncharacterized. The record is from RefSeq and is a predicted model, not a curated record. The coding region runs from base 29 to 619 and encodes 196 amino acids. Lineage: Eukaryota; Metazoa; Arthropoda; Insecta; Coleoptera; Nitidulidae. The transcript is spliced from 4 exons.
CCGUAUUCACAUCAUACAAUCUAUAAAGAUGAAAAAACAAAGUAACCAAAAGGAAACAAAACCAUCAGAACAGGAUCAAAAUGAUAAAGCAGUUAAAAAAUCCCCAAAUAAAGGUUCCACUGCCGAAACCAAUGAAGCUAACAGUAAGGGUGAAACGGAAGGGCAUCAAUCAGAGGAUACAAAUAAUAAGAAAAACGAGGGUAAAAAUGCAGAAGAAGUACAUGGAAAGUCUGAGGAAUCUAAUGAAAAAAUAACGGGAACGAUGGAAAUUACUUGUCAAAUAAAUAGCAUGAUAAUUCAAGAUUUGAAUGACAAGUUUAAAAAUUUAGAAAAGAAACUGCAAGAUACUGUCAAAAGUUCAAUUGAAAAUUUAAAACAGGAACAGGAAAAGAGGGAAUGCUCAAUUCAGGAUUUGAAAAAGAAAGAGGAACGAUUUGACGAAUUUGUUCGUCAAAUAGAAAUGCUAUGUCAAAACUUCAUUGAAAAGAAAAAUCAAUCUGUCACAACGGUUGACGUAGAUAAAUUCGAGAAAUUAAUUCAAGUUCUUCGCGAAUCUGUCGAAAAAUUGACUUCGUUGAUAGAAUGUAAAGAAACACAUAAAACUAAAGAAACGAAUUAAUAAUAAAUUAUUUAAAAAAGAUAA